This is a messenger RNA of Didymodactylos carnosus, 1360 nucleotides long. Lineage: Eukaryota; Metazoa; Rotifera; Eurotatoria; Philodinida; Philodinidae. The record is from the annotation of a GenBank genome assembly.
AACCCGCUUCAAUAUUUUUACACUUUUUUUACAGCUAGUUGCAGCGGGUUAUGAAGCUAGUGUAGCUAGCUGCAGCGGGCGCUACUAGCUUACUUUUUCAUGCUUGGGCGUGCCCAAAACGGCUAAUUUUUGUGCCCAGAAAAAUCCCCGUCCGAACUCUCUAUUCCAGAUUGAGAUCACAUUUUAUUUGUAUAAGAAAUGAGAGAAUCUAUGCAUUCCAAAUUGAGACUACUUUUAAAUCUAAUUAAUAAUCAUAAAAAAAAGCAGUCUCAAUCAUGAAGCCUCGGUCUUACUCUAUUUAUCCGAGCAUUAUGAAACAUGAAACUGAGAGAAACUGUAUAACUGUUCUUUUCGUAUAUAUAGUAAAGUGAAUGAAUGCUAAAAGAACGAAAGAAAUGAUUAACUUUUACAUGAUAUCAUUCUAGAAAUAUGCCACGAACGGCGAGAGACUAUAAUUAAAAAAAUUAUUUACGUAAAUAAUGAAAUUAUGUACAGCUGCAUUAACUAUAAAUAUUAUUUAAAGAUGAUUUCCUUUAACGUAUAAAAAUCCUGUAUCACCGUUUUUUGUAGCUAUGACGACGACAAACUGAUAAGCAAAACUCUUAUUAACGAUACUAAAAAUAUGUAGUUGAAUACAUAGGAAAGGAAAGGCUUUAACCCAUUUUAACAUUUAGUAUGUCAAGCAAACCAUUGUCUUUUUUCAUUUUCACACGCAAAGCACUGAUCAUUCUGUGUUCAGCGUACGCGUAAAACAUUUUGAGUACUUUACUUUGGAGACUCUUGUUUAUAUGCUUUUUCAGCAAUACGAUUACCGGGGAAAUAUGUACGAUUUCGUAAUACAAAUGACUUACAACAGGAGAAAGUUGAAGAACUCAGUGAUAUGAUUAUGGUUAAUUUGAAUAGAAAACCAAUCACAGAAACACCUCAUAUACCGGUUCACCAUGAAAAAGAGAUAUCCUCUCCAACGAAUAAUGCGCCUCCAGAACCACUUUUCGAGAUCAUCGACACAAACGUGAAGAUAUCUGGUAAGCCGAUCGAUCAGUGGAAUCUAGCCGAGGUUGACGUUUGGUUCAAAGUUCACAAUGUUAAUCCUCAACUAAGGGGUCUUUAUUCGUUUCGCACAGGCAAAGAGUUGGUCAUUUACUCCGAAUGUUUGUUGAAAGAAUGGCAGCAACAGUAUGCCCGAUACACAGAGAGAUAUGCAAGAAAAUAUGAUGGAGCUGAUUUACCUGAAGAUCAAUUUAUUGUCCUAGUGAGCGCUCUAAGAGAGUUGCAUGUCAGGCAGAUGGAAGAGGCGAAGACAAUACAAGGAAAAGCUGCUGUUUUAAAGCCUAAAUCUACUACAUGUGAAAUUUUGUAA